Messenger RNA from Asterias rubens (European starfish), 5169 nucleotides. RefSeq lists its product as uncharacterized. Gene Ontology annotation, molecular function: protein binding. The coding region runs from base 108 to 5096 and encodes 1662 amino acids. The transcript is spliced from 13 exons. The record is from RefSeq and is a predicted model, not a curated record. NCBI's taxonomy places the organism in Eukaryota, Metazoa, Echinodermata, Asteroidea, Forcipulatida, Asteriidae. Gene Ontology annotation, biological process: SCF-dependent proteasomal ubiquitin-dependent protein catabolic process. Gene Ontology annotation, cellular component: SCF ubiquitin ligase complex.
CAGUGUGUCAAAAAAACGCUUGGUCUUUGGGAUUGACAGCAUCGAAAAACCUUCCUAAAAAUCUACAAACCGUCCUAGAAUUUGAGGUAACUUGUGAUUCUUCGGUCAUGGAGAGUGCAAGAAAACCUCAACUGAGCGACCUACGACUCAAACGACUCGCUUACUUUGAUCAACACUAUCCCCAAAGUCCGAGCCCACCCUCAAAAGAGAAACCAAGCACGACCAACUCUCCAUUGAAAACAAACGGACAAACAGAACGAAAUGGACCCAAGACCAGUUCAAGUUAUGGAGCCACAACUUACAGCCAGACUGGUGCCAUUCCUAAAUCAAGCAAGAAAACGCAGCAUUACUUUCUUGAUACUAAUGGAAAAGAUAAACGAAAUUCUCGGAAGGGUAAUAGACCCGAGAGCAAUGGAAUCAGUUAUCAACAAGUUGCGGAAAAAAGAAAAUCAACGAUGGAGAUGAUUAACUCUGAGGAGUUUGAGAUAUCUAACGAUGUUGAAGAGAUUUUCCGAUCGCACAAACCAAGAUCUCGAGCAAACGGAAGUGUUGACAAAGUAGUUCAUCUUUCGACUACAAAACCACCAAUUCAAGGCAGUUACGAAACUGCCUCAAGCGAUUAUGAGGCUCAACUCAGAAAUCAUCUUCAAAAACCACAUCGCCAGGGUUUAAACGUUGAAAUAACGAGAAAGUCAAAAGCAGUUUUAAAAAGAGAUGAUGCAUCUACUGAUGUGAGAGAUUAUGUUGAUUCAAGAACUCAUACUGAUUUAAUUGGUGAUCAUUUUGUUUCAAGACAGUAUGAUUCAAGAGAUAACUCGUCCUCAACAAAUAAGGAUUAUCUCGCUGAUCAGGAAUUUUCAAGAGAUGGCAUAGAUUUCGGAGAUCAAGGUGAUUUGAAAGAUCCAGCUGAUUACAGAUAUCAUCUCGAUUUCACAGAGCGUCUUGACAGAGGAGAUAAGACAUCCUCCAGUGUUCAUAGAGAGCAUCUUGAUUCAAGAAAGAAACACUUAAAGAAGUACAUCUAUCGCCAGGAUGACGCUAUUGUGCAGCCAGCGGUGAGGGCAGCAGACGACCACAGUGCGGUGUACGCGCAGAAUAUACUACACCAGAUGACGGAGGUGCGUCAGAUGAGGAAUGAAAUGCAUGGCGAACUCUUGGCCGGUUCAUCGCAUCACGACCCGAGGAUGAAGCCAGUAGCUCCGGUUGGCCGUCAAGAACCAUUAUCAAGUGAGAAAGCAGUCGAGGGCAUAUUCACUCCCAUGCCAUCAAGCUUAAAACACGAUGUAAGGAGGUCUUGGAAACAGCAAGUUUCUGAAGAAGGUGAGAUGGUCGAUGUCAUUCCAUCAAACGAUUCUGUUCAUUUGACUUCCAAGAAAGUCUCCAAACAUCAGUCGCCAUCUUUCCAUAGCUCAGAUUUAGACAAGAAUGACGGCGGUGGGGAUACCCUCAAUGUCCCUCAAGGAAAUACCUCCUCGGAAUCUCUGGAGAAUGACAUGACCUUUGACCUCGGGGCUUUACAGGAAGCAGCUAAGCAAGGAGAUGAGAUCCUGAGAAAAUACAUUCAAAGUCUGAGCAAGAACUUGAAGAAGAAGAAGUUAGCGAAGGAGACAAGUUCAUCGAGAGCUCAACAUAAUCUUGAGUCCAAUAACCGUGGUUUUGAUGAAGAAGAUGUGAGCUUUUCAGAGCCUGCAGAAGGUCCUUUAAAGGAAAAGUCUUCAAAAUCAGAAAACCAUUACACACCUAAGGUUUCCCAACCCGCAAUAACUUCAAGAGAAUUGGAGGGCCUGGGGCUGUUUGAGGACCUUAGAGUGAAAAGCAACUUGCCCCAGCCAUCAAGUCACCAAGAUUCAUCUGAGCUUGAUAACACUUGGGAAGAUGAAGUUGGUGAAGAAAUUAUUGACCAAGCUAGGGAUGACCUUGAUGAGGACCUUGGUUUAAGCACUCACCGUCCUCAAGAAAGACCGUUCUCUCCUCUCAAACAAGUGACUACGUUCAACGAGGUUAAGCCUGCCCGAGACCAGGAAUUCUACGGGACAGAAAGUAGUUUUAAAAGUACCCUUGAUGCAUCCGACCGUUUGCGCGACCCCGAACUGCCUUUGCCGAAGAAGUCAAGGAGUCGACAAGCAUGUUCCUUAAACUCUCAAAGUGAGCAAGAAGAGGCCGCCACCUGCAAUAACAUUGACGAUUUCUUUUCAACGGAUAAAUCUUUACGUGAUGAUAAGUUGGAAAACAAGCAAGGUCACUCUAAAACUAAAGAAAAGUCAAGUUCUGUUUCUACACGUGCUGUCCGCUUGAACAAUUUAGACGCCAACACCAAUGAAGACAUACUAAUGAACUCUGCCCCUCUCCCACUUCCUUUGGGAACUGAAAUCGGUAACUUUCUUUGCUCCGAGCAGAGUACAGACUCUGAUCCAGAUCGAUUGACGAAAAGUGGCGCAUUCAAACCCAGACCACCAAACAAAGAAAGGAAAAGUUCUCAAGUAAAACGACAUAAACCUAAAAAUAGUUCCGAAGCUCUUGUGAGGAAUCCAAGUCCGAGGCGGCCAAAGACUCCAGAGCGACACGUUGAUGGGGUCAGAGAACAUCAUGAAAGGAGAAGAGACCAUCAGAAAAAGAUCUCUCCUCGUAAAAGUCAAAUUCAACAAGUGGAAAGUAGUGCAUUUGAGUCAAACAAGUUGACUCUUGGUAAAGAAAGAGUUGAAAAGGAUGACUUGAUGGUUGAAGAUAUCUUCAAGACAUCACAGAGUCUACCGACUGCUGAACCACUCUUGGUCGGACCAGCUGGUGACGCUCCCAAACUGGAUGAUGUUCAAAACCAAAAUGUUAAGACGUGCCCAGAGUGUAAUGGUUUAAACACAACCCUGAGCUCUUCAUGUCAGGUUUGUGGAGCUGUUUUUCUCGAUGGAAAAUCACGAGACCAAGAAGGUUCUGUUCUUCAAUUUGUCGACAAGUUAGAUCUUUCUGCUGCUCCUGCUUAUACUGACCGUACUGAUAUGACCACAGGGAGUGCGUGGGACAUCCAAGUGUCACAACAAGUUCAAGAUGAAGAUCUUCUUAGAAAAGGCGCUGACAAUGUGGCCACUGUGAUGGGAAAAAUUGCCAAUUUCGUUCCUAGAUUGAGCAUCGAUGGCGGUGGAGACUUCCAAAGAGUGGCAAGUCCAGGUGUGGUUGAAGAGGUGCUUGGGGGACAAGGCAAUGGUAAAAGCGUCAAAGGAGGUGACUUGCCAACAAGAGUUGAUGCGUGGCUCGCUGCUAACGAAACUGGAAGACGCUCUAAAGUCCUUGAUAUGGACCCCAACAAUCCUGAUAGUCAACCAGCAGCUCAUGAAGUGACCUUCGACCUUCCACACCAAGAUGACGUAAGCAAACUACAUGUAUUGAACGAGAACGGCCGCGAUAGACAACUCAAACCUCGUCCAAGCAGUGCUGGGCCGCAGAGGAGCAGCCAGGGUGUUGCACGGCCAAAAUCUUCGACCAACAAGAGCAGAACGGGACAACUGAUUGACAGUCCAAUGUAUAACAGACGCUGGGCAACGUCCAGCUCCACAUGGGGUUCAAGACGGUCAGUUGGAGAUGGUCUACAGGCCAGUGGCCAAAGGCUACCCUUGGCUGAUUCAUUAACAGCAUCUGGCUCCCCCUUGGUGCAGACAAAGAGGCCAGCAUCAGCGAAGUCCCGACCAGCCCCGCCUAAGGGCGAUAUCGAACCAGGGGUCAGAGGUCACAAGUCACGACCUAAAUCAGCAAGUUGGAGGUCGAGAGAAUCAAAAGACGUCAGGGAAGGGCAGAGCCAAGAGAUGAUGAAGGAGGAGUUUCUUGCAGUCAACUCAGCACAACUCAAAGAAGGUCUAGCUUCCAGAGCAUUGAAUACAUCCUCAAGCCAUAACAUCCCUCCUCUAACUCUCCAGCUCAUGUGUGAUAGUCCGAGAGGUGGCGAGGGUCUCUCUAUCUGGGAGCUUCUACCAGAUGAAAUUCUACUUCAUAUCUUCAGUUAUUUGAGCUUCUCUGAUCUCAUCCAAUGUGCUGUCAGCUGCUCCAGGUUUCAUCGUAUUGCUAUGGAUGAUACUUUGUGGAGAACAAUUGGACUCCACAAGAGGCAGGUCACAGACUUCUGGCUGACCCAGAUUGGUGAGAGACAUCCUGUCAGCCUGUCAAUCACUCAAUGCCAUGGUAACAUCGUUACAGAGAAUGGAUUGCGCAAUCUCUUCCGCAGCUGUGCGGACAGCCUUCAGGAGUUGAAUGUAAGCGGAUGUACAGGUGGGGACUUGACCGGUGACUCUUUACUCCUACACGCUUCAAGAUGUCAAUAUCUAACGUCCCUAGACGCUAGCUGGUGCCAAGUCACUGAUAAUGGACUGGCUGCAAUAUCAGACAGCUGCAAAAGGUUGACCUCUCUAUGUCUGAAUGGAUGCCAGUCAGUUUCUGAUGAAUGUCUUAGGAAAGUCAUCACUAGACAUGGAAAGAGUUUACAAGUCCUUGAAGUGUUGGGAUGUCUUCAGUUGUCACCUGAGACUCUACGAUUGAUCGGCAAAGAAUGCAGACAUCUUCGCACUCUUAAUAUCGGACAAUGCUAUAGGGUGACUGAUGACUGCAUUAGUGUCUUAGCUGGACAUCUAAGAAAUCUUCAACAUUUAGAUCUCAGAGGCUGCAAGCAGAUAAGAGAUUCGUGUAUAAGAAAGAUCGUCAGGAACUGUAAGAGACUGAUUAAUCUUGUCUUAGCUAAUUGCAACCACAUCACUAAUGCUGCUAUCAUCGAGAUUGCAACGUAUCUCUCAACCAUCAGAUCUUUGGAUGUCUCAGGAUGUAAGAAAGUAAACAAUGAAGGAGUGCGUUCCUUAGCAACCUGUUGUCAUCACUUGACCUCACUUGAUGUCAGCUCAACAGGGGUUGACCACAAAAGCGUCUCUGCUCUGGCCAGUUAUUGUAACAAGACGCUUGUGUCAGCUCGCUUCAACUGUUGUAAGGACAUCACAGAGGCCGCAACAAUCAAGCUGCUUAAAAACUGCAAAAAACUGAAGACACUGCACCUUUAUGGAGUGAAAGGGCUUCGUAACCUCGGUGUGUUAAAGCAGCAGUAUCCAUGUCUCCAGUUUGGAUGAGAUUCUUAAAGGGAAGGUAUGCAUUUGAAGGCCUGAUACUUCAUGGAGGCAAUGAAGGCGAUCACCUCCAUGC